AUGGUGAAUGAAAAUGACACUGAAAAUAGAGGCAACUUUCUAGGACUCGUGCAUCUUCAUGGAAAGUACGAUUCGGUUCUUUGUGAACACGUUACAAUGCUGAAGAUGCAGAAGAAAAUUAUUCUAUCUUACCUAUCACCUGAAAUUCAAAAAGAAUUCAUUCAUUGUUUGGGGAACCAUGUUCGAACAAAAAUACUUGCUGAAGUGAGGGAAGCAAAGAAUGAACUGGAUAUCCAAAAUUGCCGUGGACAGGCAUAUGAUAAUGCAGCUGUCAUGUCGGGAAGACAUUCUGGUGUACAAAUGCGUAUCAAGGCAGUUAAUCAAAAUGCCCAGUUUGUUGCAUGCACUAAUCAUUCAUUGAAUCUGGUGGGUGUACACGCAGCUUCAAUCGCAGUGGACUCAGUUUCGUUCUUUGGUUCUAUGGAGAAGGUUUUCAAUUACUUUUCAUCCUCUACUCACUGCUGGAAAGCUCUUACCGGCGUUACAGGUCAAGGAUUCAUGCGCCUAAUUGAAACACAAUGGAGUUCUAGAUAUGAAGCCGUAUCUAUCAUGAAGACCCAUUACGCUGAGAUCCUUGAAGUGUUGGAAUCACUUGCAGGAAACACAGCGGAAAAUGCAGCGACAAGAUCAGAUGCUGGUUUAUUGCUUAAUGCUCUCCAGUCGCUAUCAUUUUUAGCCUUCCUUGGACUAUGGAGUCGAGUUCUCGUGGACAAUCGAGAUGUUCUGGUCAAUGAUGGAUUUGAUUAUGCCAAAAAUAUAUGUGAAGAUCUUGGCAUCGAAAUAACUCUUCGACGAAUAAGAAAUUUAAAAAUUAUGGCUGGCGAGAAGGCUGCUGAUGCUGGACUAACUUAUGAAAAUCGGUUAAGGCAAGAAAUGUUCGAAUCGAGAGACAGAAUUAUACAAGAAAUCAAGACCAGAUUUCAGCAACUGAACGAGCUGGAUGUCAAGUACUCUUUUCUCACACCAACUAACUUACUGAACCCAGAAUACAAGUGUAAGGUCGAAGAAGAGCACUGUGAUAUCGAUGUGGAUGGAAAUCGAGAGGGAGAGGUUGCGCAAUUUCGUUGCUUUGGCUGA
Ceutorhynchus assimilis (cabbage seed weevil) is the source of this 1077-nucleotide messenger RNA. The record is from the annotation of a GenBank genome assembly. NCBI's taxonomy places the organism in Eukaryota, Metazoa, Arthropoda, Insecta, Coleoptera, Curculionidae.